AUGGAUGAAACAUACGUCCAUUCAUCUCAUACCCACCAAAAGAGCUGGUCUGAAAGUUCAAAAAAGGGCAUACAAAAACCAGUAUCUAAAGGACAGAUGCUUGUGAUAGUGCAUGCUGGAGGUGAAAGUGGUUUUGUUAAAAACGCCUAUCUGCGCUACAAACCUACUAUAAAAACAGGAGAUUAUCAUGAUACAAUGAACUACGACAAUUACAAAAAGUGGCUUCAGGAUAAACUGAUACCAAAUUUGCCCCCUCACAGCGUUUUAGUGAUUGAUAAUACACCGUAUCACAACUUACAAACUGAGAAAUGUCCAACUAUGUCUUCCAGGAAAGCAGAAAUGCAGCAGUGGCUGACAACGCGAAAUAUUUCCUUUACAGAUGACAUGUUGAAAUUUGAAUUAUACGAAAUUAUAAAAUUACACAAACCUCUGUUUAAAACCUAUGAAAUUGACAAAAUACUCGAGGAUAAAGGACAUUCAGUUUUACGGUUACCCAAGAUAUUAUCCGGAUUUGAAUCCUAUAGAGUUAGUAUGGGCUUCUAUGAAGCAAUAUGUCGCUGA
Diabrotica virgifera virgifera (western corn rootworm) is the source of this 561-nucleotide messenger RNA. RefSeq lists its product as uncharacterized. The transcript has a single exon. Lineage: Eukaryota; Metazoa; Arthropoda; Insecta; Coleoptera; Chrysomelidae. Gene Ontology annotation, molecular function: nucleic acid binding. The record is from RefSeq and is a predicted model, not a curated record. The coding region runs from base 1 to 561 and encodes 186 amino acids.